AUGGCAGCCAUAUAUCAAAAUGCUUACGUUACGCUUGCUGCUACAGGGUCUUCCGUUAGUGACGAUGGCUUCGUCUCAAACAUAGAAACAGGCAACACAGAGCAUCAAUUUAUCGGUAUAAGUCCAGAUGGGACUAAGUACCCGGUUUAUGCCCGGCCCAAGUUACGCCAUAGCUUUACCGUCGAUGACAAGUCACCAUUAUUGAAGCGGGGCUGGGUAUACCAGGAGCGCCUUCUCUCUCCCCGAAUACUGCAUUUCGGAUCGCAAGAACUAUGGUGGGAGUGUAACAAGACUUGCGAGUGUGAGUGUGGCCAUUAUUGGGGAGAGUAUAUGGAUAUGCCUAAGGAAUUUCACCAUAGUGUGCUCGCAAGUCCUAACCUUGAUCGAUUACCUCAACGAUGGCGCUGUGUUGUAGAGGAGUACUCCCAAUUAAACCUGACCCGAAAAUCAGAUCGCCUACCCGCAUUGUCCGGUAUUGCAAAGCAGUUUCAUCGGAUUCGACCGUGCAGGUAUCUAUUCGGCCUCUGGGAAGAUACUCUAGUUGAGGAUUUAUGUUGGACUACAUACCACCCUUCAAUCUACCAGUCCACGGACAAGCGCGGUCCGUCAUGGUCAUGGGUAUCUGUAGAUGGAGCUGUUGGAUAUCCAGGAAAUGACCAGCUUUGUAUCUUACCUGUUCAUUUCCAAGGAGACAAAUAUUGUCGAGCUUUAAAUGCGCAGUGGACGUCCACUGGACUUGAUACUAUUGGCAAGAUUGGUAGCGGCGCCCUCCUGAUAUCUGCCUGGAUAGUUCACGCGAUUUUAUUGCCAAUUCAAUACGAUUUUGCACACGCUGCACACCCAAAAAGUGUACUAAGCCGCCAGUAUAACAUCAGAGCAUCGAAUGUUAUUGCAUCUUCAUUCAUGGAAGAUCAUCUUCUGUCCGAAAGCGACAAAGUCGACCGGACUAUUUUCUGUAUACUCGACGAAGAAGAUUAUGCGAUAGCACUUAAGUGCAUCGAUUCGGCUAAUAAUGCGUUCGAACGUAUUGGCUUUGCGACUUGGACAAAUAGAGAAAGUGUAUCACAAGAAAGAGAGUGGCAUAGUGAGGGACAGCAACAACUUAUUACUCUCGUGUGA
This is a messenger RNA of Lachnellula hyalina, 1119 nucleotides long. RefSeq lists its product as uncharacterized. The transcript is spliced from 2 exons. Bases 1 to 1119 code for a protein of 372 amino acids. Lineage: Eukaryota; Fungi; Ascomycota; Leotiomycetes; Helotiales; Lachnaceae. The record is from RefSeq and is a predicted model, not a curated record.